This is a messenger RNA of Musa acuminata AAA Group (dessert banana), 2411 nucleotides long. RefSeq lists its product as uncharacterized. The record is from RefSeq and is a predicted model, not a curated record. The coding region runs from base 220 to 2067 and encodes 615 amino acids. The transcript has 21 exons. Lineage: Eukaryota; Viridiplantae; Streptophyta; Magnoliopsida; Zingiberales; Musaceae. Gene Ontology annotation, molecular function: identical protein binding; CTP synthase activity. Gene Ontology annotation, biological process: pyrimidine nucleobase biosynthetic process; CTP biosynthetic process.
CUGAGGCGGCAGCCACGCUUUCGGCGACGCCCGGUUUGUGUGUGUGUGUGUGUGUGUGAGAGAGAGAGAGAGAGAGAGAGAGAGAGAGAGAAAGAGACGAGGGCAGGGAGUGUGGAGGUGCUCACACCGUUGUCGUGCUCUCCGCUCCUCGUAAGCUGCUUUCGUGCUUGUCCAGAGGAACACAGAGAGAGAGAGAGAGAGAGAGAGAGAGAGAGAGAGAUGAAGUACGUAUUGGUGACGGGGGGAGUGGUGAGCGGACUGGGGAAAGGGGUGACGGCCAGCAGCAUCGGCGUCGUCCUCAAGGCGUGCGGGCUCCGCGUCACCUCCAUAAAAAUCGAUCCUUAUCUCAACACUGAUGCGGGGACUAUGUCUCCGUUUGAGCAUGGGGAAGUCUUCGUCUUAGACGAUGGUGGCGAGGUGGACUUGGAUCUCGGAAACUAUGAACGGUUCCUCGAUAUCAAAUUAACUCGUGACAACAAUAUCACGACUGGAAAAAUCUAUCAGUCCGUCAUCGACAAGGAGAGGAGGGGAGACUAUCUGGGGAAAACAGUCCAGGUCGUGCCACAUAUCACAGAUGCCAUACAAGAGUGGAUCGAACGUGUAGCGAUGAUACCUGUGGACGGUAAAGAAGGACCAGCUGAUGUUUGUGUUAUAGAAUUGGGUGGAACUAUAGGGGAUAUUGAGUCAAUGCCAUUCAUAGAAGCUUUGGGUCAAUUCUCUUACCGUGUAGGGCCCGGUAACUUCUGUCUGGUUCAUGUUAGUCUCGUACCAGUUCUUAAAGCAGUUGGGGAGCCGAAAACUAAACCGACCCAACAUAGUGUUAGGGGACUACGAGGACUUGGGCUGACACCAAAUAUUCUAGCCUGCCGCAGUGAUAAGCCGUUGGAUAUAAAUAUUAAAGAAAAACUCUCACUGUUUUGCCAUGUUCCGGUUGCCAAUAUCAUUAAUCUCCAUGACGUUACAAACAUUUGGCACAUUCCUUUAUUGUUGAAGGAGCAAAAGGCACAUGAAGCUCUUCUGAAACUAUUAAACCUUCAAGGAUGUGCUGAGGAACCCAUGCUGGAAGAAUGGAUGGGUAGAGCUAAACUCUAUGAUAUGUUGCACAAGACUGUCAGAAUUGCUAUGGUAGGAAAAUAUACUGGUCUUUCUGAUUCUUACCUCUCUGUUUUGAAGGCUCUUUUGCAUGCUUCUGUUGCUUGCCGAAGAAAACUUGUCGUGGACUGGGUCCCAUCAUCUGAUCUUGAAGAAACAGCUGCGAAAGAGGCACCCGAAGCCUACGACGCAGCAUGGAGGCUUUUGAAUGGUGCAGAUGGGAUACUAGUCCCAGGAGGCUUUGGGGACAGAGGGGUGCAGGGAAAAAUCCUUGCCGCUAAAUAUGCCCGCGAAAACAAAAUUCCGUAUCUUGGCAUUUGUCUUGGCAUGCAGAUCGCCGUCAUCGAAUUCGCUCGCUCCGUUAUGAACUUGAGGGAGGCAAAUAGCAUGGAGUUUGAUCCCGAUACAACUGCUCCCGUUGUCAUUUUUAUGCCAGAGGGUUCCAAGACACACAUGGGAGGUACCAUGAGACUUGGAUCGAGGAGGACCUUUUUUACGGUUGCUGAUUGCAAAUCUGCAAAGCUGUAUGGCAAAGUCAGCUUCGUGGACGAACGGCAUCGACAUAGAUAUGAGGUAAAUCCUGAUAUGGUCUCAGAAUUUGAAAAGGCUGGUCUUGCUUUCGUCGGUAAAGACGAGACAGGAAAACGGAUGGAGAUCAUCGAGCUGCCUUCUCAUCCAUACUAUGUUGGCGUGCAAUUUCAUCCGGAAUUCAAGUCUAGACCUGGAAAGCCCUCUGCUGUUUUCUUAGGACUGAUAGCCGCAUCAUGCCGGCAGCUGGAUUCAUGGCUGCAAGCUUCUAACGGGCAGAUCAGCCCGGCGGCGCCGCAUGCUCACAGCAAUGGCUACCCGAGCCCCAGAACGUACCGAAACGGCGGGGGGAGCCUGAAGAAGCCCGCCGUCAAGAGCCUGGUUAACGGAGGAAGCUUCCAUUCGAAUGGCAAUGGGCUGCAUGUCCACCAGCACAGCAGCACGUAGGCACCCUCCUCUUGCUGGUUUUCUUUUUCUCUUCUUCCAUCCGAGGAUUCCUCCUCAUGUACAGUACAGUCGAUCGAAUGGAUCUGUAUCGUUCCAAAGGAAGAGCGUGGUGGUGCAUGGAUGAUGCUGGUUCCACUGUUUUUCACAAGGAAACCAGCAUCGUGUUCGUGCAGCCAGCCAAGAGUUUUUAUUUUAGGUUUGAAUGAUGUUGAUUUGUUUUGGUUUGUGAGGGGCUGUGGUGCUUUAAGUAACAUCUGUACCUCAUUCCAGCAGGAAAAGGCCUCGGAAGAAUACUGUCGUAUCGCGUUAUAAGUAAAGAUCCAAUGUUUGGAUGGAGUUGAAUC